This is a messenger RNA of Yamadazyma jaroonii, 1332 nucleotides long. The record is from the annotation of a GenBank genome assembly. Lineage: Eukaryota; Fungi; Ascomycota; Pichiomycetes; Serinales; Debaryomycetaceae.
AUGUCGAACGAAGAAGAUUAUACUCAUAAUAUUGAUGAUCAAUUAUUAAGAGCUGUUAAACAAGAAGUUAAUGUUAAUCAACAGCAUAAUAAUAAUUAUAAUAUAAAUCAAUCAUUACCUUAUCAAUAUCAACAAAAUAACAAUUUGAAUAAUCAAAAUUUAAAUAUCAAUAAUCAAAAUAAUUUAAACCAUUUAAGUAAUAAUUUUGAUGAAAAUGAAUAUAAUAUUCAAAUUCCUGAACCAAUUAUCAAUUCUAAAUCAAAAAUUUAUCCUGUUGAAGAAAACACCAUUACAGCUGAAGGAAAUUUGAUUACAAGACCAUAUCCUGAACAAACAUUUCAUGAUCGUAAAGAUUUAAAUGAUUUUAUUGCUGAAUUUGCAAGAGAUAAUGGAUUUGGAGUUGUUAUUGCUCAUUCAAAUAAAAAAGCUAUUUAUUAUACAUGUGAAUUAGGUGGUAAAUAUAGAGAUAAAAAGAAUAAAAAAAAAUUAGAGGAUAAUGGUAAUAAUGGUACUAAUGAUGAUUAUUUAUUAGAUCCAAAUACUAAAACAAAGAAGUUGAAAUGUCCAUUCGCAAUGACUGCAAGUUUUAGAAAGAAUAAUCAAACUUGGUUAUUAAAAACUACUUGUAAUGAACAUAAUCAUCCUCAAUUAGAUCCUUUAUCAAAUCAUCCAAUGUUAAGAAAAAGAUCAACUGAAUUGAAUUUAUUAAUUGUUGAUUUAUAUAAAGUUGGUACUAAACCAAGUCAUAUCGAAUCAAAAAUCAGAGAACAAUAUCCUGAUAUUUUAAUUAAAAGAGAAGAUAUUUAUAACGAAAUUAGAGGUUAUAAAAGAAAAUUAAAAAGAGAAAAUGGUUUCAUCAAUCAAAAUAAUGAUGAUAGGUUCCGUAAAAGAAAUAAUGCAUCAUCAUUGCAUCAAGUUGGUUUAGAUGAUGAUGAUGACAUCAAUUCUAAUUAUGAAGAAGCUGAAAGAAUUAUUCACCAACAUCAAAAUCAACAAAAUCAACAACAUCAUCAUCUUCAACAACAACAUAACCAUAACCAACAUCAUAAUCAACAUCAUCAACUGCAACAUAAUCACAACCAUCAACAACAAUUACAACAUAACUUACCUCAAUCAUUACCCCAUUUACAACAAAUUCCUCAUUUAAAUAAUCAAUUACCAAUUAUAAAUCCUAUCAAUAAUUUACCUCAACAACCUCAAAUGGGUAUGAAUAUGGGUUUAAAUGUUCAAAAUAAUAAUUUAAUGAGUAUUAAUGAUUAUAAUGGAGAUGGUGAGUUAAGUAAUGAUCAAAUCACCAUGGAUAACAUCGACAGUAGAUUAGUAGGUGAAUAA